Molecule: messenger RNA, 1575 nt
Organism: Lytechinus pictus (painted urchin)
Lineage: Eukaryota; Metazoa; Echinodermata; Echinoidea; Temnopleuroida; Toxopneustidae
Product: neurocan core protein-like
Exons: 7
Coding region: 47-997 (316 amino acids)
Biological process (GO): central nervous system development; skeletal system development; positive regulation of neuroblast proliferation
Cellular component (GO): synapse; perineuronal net
Molecular function (GO): calcium ion binding
Source: RefSeq, a predicted model, not a curated record
AGAAUUGGAUCGGAGCUCGAAGAUAUCGCACGUAUAAUAUUCUACCAUGAGAACUGAAAACCCGCAGGCCUAUACUUUCAUUAACGGAGUGAACGCGAUAAUGAUUAAGCUUAAUCCGAAGUCGGUCAUCCUCCUCCUUCUAUUCCAGCAGUAUAUGCAAGGUAGGCUUGUACUCGGCGAGGGAUCAUGUACAAUAGUAGGCCGAGACGAUAGCUGUCAGUCUCUCCUCGAUUCUGGUCUAACUAUCCAAUUAGCGUUGAAGAGCAUGCCUUUUCGGACCUUAAGCAACAGAACUUCGCUAUACUGUGGUUUUCCAGAUUGUUUUUCCGAACCCUGUUUACAUGGAGGGUUAUGCAUGGAAGAGGUUCACGGAUUUAGCUGCAAUUGUCGAGGAGGUUAUGGAGGAUUGCAAUGCGAAUCUGCUUGUCAGACUGAGCCGUGCCUUAAUGGAGGAACGUGCGCGGAGGAAAUCGGAGGUUAUAGAUGUUCUUGUCCUAUAGGUUUCGCUGGAGCACACUGUGAAUACAGCGACAUCUGCCCAGAGGAAUGGGAGACGGGGAAAACAAAGUGUUUCAAAGUUGAUGGUUAUCGAAACAAGUAUCACGAGUCAAUGCAGCACUGUCGAUACUUGGGCGACGGGGGCGUCGUCACUUUGGGAAGCGGGCAUCUCGUCCAACCUUCUCUGCUCUUCAUAGAAGAAGAGGAAGACUUCACAUUUCUGAGUCCUCAUCUUAACACAAACAUGUCGGAGGGCGUGUGGGUGAAUUGCUGGGAGGGCAAAGGACACUGGGAGUGUUUUCCUGACAGUUUCAUAUACCUUGGAGCCAACCAAAGUUCGUACAGAAAUUGGGCUGAUAAUCUUCAGUUCAAGGAAGGACAUAAUUGUGCGCUUAUGAACCCAAUCAGCGGGAAAUGGUAUGAUGAAGACUGUUACGUCGCGAGGUUUGCUGUCUGUCAGGUUAACAUCCCCUCCUUCGGUAUUUAUUUGCUUGCAUGAAAAGGUCGAUUCAUCGGCGGUGCUAUAGGGGGCAAGAGGUGUCAGUCGCGAUUUUCAAAAUCAUAAAUAAAUAGAGGAGGGGAAAAAGGAGUAGGAAUAACAAGAACGGUAUACAUGUAAAGGAUAGAGCUUGUUUUUGCUGGGCCAUACAGAAUUAAACGUCAUGAUGAACCAUAUCGACGCAUUUAAAAGCUCGUUUAUUUUCGAUGCUUUAAUAGGGCUUUCAGUCUGGAUCUGGAUGCGUGUGAUUGUUUUAUCUGUGCACCCAUGUAUGGGAAGCUGGAUGCCGGCUUGAGAAUAUACAUGUACAUCUGGCAUUGCAGACUUGGUUUACGUUCAUGCAUAUGCACACAAGUUGCGCAUUUUCUUUGAUGUUUUGAUUUGCAUAAUAUAUUUCUCUGAUAACAUUAUCUUUUGCUUUACGUUUAGUAUUGACAUAAUAAAGUGUUUUAUUAUGCUGAGUGAGUCAAACAAAACAUUUACACGUCAACAAUAAUUAUGAAUUUAAUGAAAACAAAAUCGACGCGAAUGCGAACGUACUAUAUGUCUUAUUAAAAAGAACAACUUCUAACAACACA